Messenger RNA from Ctenocephalides felis (cat flea), 1737 nucleotides. RefSeq names its product histone-lysine N-methyltransferase setd3-like. Gene Ontology annotation, biological process: peptidyl-lysine monomethylation; peptidyl-lysine trimethylation; peptidyl-lysine dimethylation. The coding region runs from base 115 to 1623 and encodes 502 amino acids. NCBI's taxonomy places the organism in Eukaryota, Metazoa, Arthropoda, Insecta, Siphonaptera, Pulicidae. Gene Ontology annotation, molecular function: histone H3K36 methyltransferase activity; transcription coactivator activity; histone H3K4 methyltransferase activity. The record is from RefSeq and is a predicted model, not a curated record. The transcript is spliced from 5 exons.
ACAUUUUCUUAAGGUUAAGUUUAGAUUUCGAUUCCCCAGUGUCAUGUUACAGUGCCGGAAAAUAAGACGUGUUUUAACCUAUAGUUUAGUUUGUUAAAUAAUUCAAAGUCAAAAAUGGGGAAGAAAAAAUCCCAUCAGACCCGGAAUUGUGCAACCGGCGAUCACAGACAUUUGCCUAAACAUAAACGCCAAGAAUUAAACAAUUUGGUAGAGAAGUUAUUGAAAGUCACCAGUAUUAAUCCUGAUGGUCCAGGUAUUGGUAAAUUAUGGGACCUCCAUGCUGAAUCACAAGUUAUUAUUGAUCGUAUCCAGCAAAUUGAAAGCGAGGUUAAGAGCCCUAUACACUUACAAAAUCGUAACGCUUCUUUAGACACGUUUUUAUCAUGGUUGAAACAAAAUGAUGCUAAAUUCGAGAGCAUUAAAAUUUCCCAUUUUCCCGACUAUGACUUAGGCUUAGAGGCUACUACACCUAUCACUAAAUCUUCUGUCAUCUUAGAAGUACCUCAAAAACUUAUGUACACGAGUCAAUGUUGUGAUGUAGCAGACUCCAAAAAGCUCUUCGAUACUGAUAAAAUGUUAACUAACAUGCCAAAUGUAGCUUUAGCUUUUGCAUUAGUCGUGGAAAGAUUGAAUAAAGACUCGUUUUGGAAACCGUAUUUAGAUGUUUUGCCUAAAGACUAUUCUACAGUUUUGUAUUAUAAAUCUAAUGAAUUGCAAGAGUUGAGAGGGUCUCCGAGUCUGGAGAUGGCUUUGAAACAGUGCAGGAGCAUUCGGAGGCAGUAUGCAUAUUUUUAUAAGAUGCUGUGGACUUCAUCUUUUGCUCUAUUUGAGAAGAUUAAGGAAAAAUGGACUUAUGACCUGUAUUGUUGGGCCGUGUCAACCGUGAUGACCCGCCAGAAUUCUGUUCCUGUGGGCGAAGGAGGCGUCAUGGUCCCGGCCCUGAUCCCACUCUGGGACAUGGCCAACUACAAAGAUGGACAGAUCACAACAGAUUAUAUCCCAGAAAAUCAGACAGUACAAUAUUCAGCUUUAGACGACUACAAACCAGGUGAUCAAGUGUUCAUAUUCUACGGAGAGAGAUCUAAUGCUGAACUACUCGUACACAAUGGAUUUGUCUGCAUGGAUAAUUCAGGAGACACUGUCAGUAUACGAUUAGGAAUUAGUCCAAGUGACCCUUUGGCCACUUCAAGAUUAAAAGCCUUGAUAGACCUGUCUUUACCAUGUGGUGGCACCAGCACUUUAUGUGUGGCUAAAAAUCCAGCACCAAUAACACCGCAAUUAUUGGCAUACGCCAGAGUCUUUAAUAUGAACCAAGAACAAUUAGAUCACUGGUUAUCAAGUGACCACAUAGAAGACCUCUUCCACAUGGACUGUGCAUUAGACCACGAAUUGGAGAAAAAGGUCUGGACUUUCCUUUUGACCAGAUUGCAAAUAUUGCUAUCGGUGUAUCCUACGACUUUAGAGGCUGAUAGAUUAGCUUUAGAAAAUAGUGCCAAAGCAAACGAAACCAGUGAUGGGGUAAAAUUGAGUCCUGCCACCAGAUGUGCCAUCCAAUUACGGUAUUCGGAGAAACUGAUACUGCAAGAUGCCAUCGAAUAUGUUAAGCAGCAUAUGAGUGCCUAAUGGAAGUCUAGGAGGAUCUUUGAGAGGCCAAAGAGUUUUAUUAAUUGAUAUAUGGAUGUUCCUUAUGAUAAGUAGAUAUUUACAUUUUUAAUUAAUAUAUACACCUAAGUCUGU